UUCGUCGGGGGUCGCGUUCCCUUUCUGCGGUCCGGGACUCUUUCAGCCCACCUCAGGCCUCCUUUCUCGAGGCAUCAUAGCUAAGCCGGGGCUUCACGGUCAAGAUGGAAAGCCCGUCCGCUUCAGCUGUGGCUUUACCUUGCAACUCGCCGCCCUGCACCAGUAGCCAACGUGUGCCCGGGACACUGAGGGAACGGUUACAGAAAACGAGGUCUUCAUUCAGUUCCUCUUACUGCGUGGUUAAACGUCUUAGAGUCGACGAUGCUGAGGAGGAGCCGAACCUUGCCGAGAAGCCGGCAUCUUCAACAGAGGAGAGCCAUUCUGAAUGUGAACGUUUUGAGCCCAUAGACAACGCAUUUGAAAGUGCCCUUUUGGAAAAUAGUUCCAAGAAUAUCACUGCAUGUGAAUCUAAAUCAUUUGACAGUGGACCACGCAGUGAUCACCAGAAUGACUGUUCAAAUGAGGAUUUUCCUAAACAAGGAUUAAAUGAAGAAAAGACAGAGUUGGUGAAACAGAUUCAGGAGAAAGAAGAACUUCUUCGGAGGCUAAAAUUAGUCAAAAUGUAUAGAUCAAAGAAUGACCUAUCUCAGUUACAGUUGUUAAUAAAGAAGUGGAGAAGCUGUAGCCAGCGCUUGCUCUAUGAGUUGCAGUCGGCUCUAUCUGAGGAGAACAAGAAACUAAGCCUUACUCAAUUGAUAGACCACUAUGGGUUAGAUGAUAAAUUGUUACACUAUAACAGAAAUGAAGAAGAAUUUAUCGAUGUUUAAUUCAUUUUUCUUUC
Messenger RNA from Sorex araneus (European shrew), 781 nucleotides. Its product is annotated as swi5-dependent recombination DNA repair protein 1 homolog. The record is from RefSeq and is a predicted model, not a curated record. NCBI's taxonomy places the organism in Eukaryota, Metazoa, Chordata, Mammalia, Eulipotyphla, Soricidae. Gene Ontology annotation, cellular component: Swi5-Sfr1 complex. Gene Ontology annotation, biological process: positive regulation of DNA-templated transcription; double-strand break repair via homologous recombination.